Molecule: messenger RNA, 1166 nt
Organism: Homarus americanus (American lobster)
Lineage: Eukaryota; Metazoa; Arthropoda; Malacostraca; Decapoda; Nephropidae
Product: U-scoloptoxin(01)-Cw1a-like
Exons: 4
Coding region: 31-570 (179 amino acids)
Cellular component (GO): extracellular region
Molecular function (GO): chitin binding
Source: RefSeq, a predicted model, not a curated record
UUUCCUGCCCCGCUGCAGGUAUAUAACAACAUGAGGGCAGGAGGGCAAGGCAGUCACCCACCGACAUCAGUCACAAAAAGUCACGCGUUCAUCUCCAUCUUUCUUAACUCCAUUCCUCUUCUUUUUAUCAUGAUGGUUAAGUCAGUUGCUCUAGUGGGCGUGAUGGUAGGCGUGGUCGUGGGAGUGGUCGCUGCCUUACCCCGCCUCGUUAAAAGAAAUUCUACCCCAUUCGAGUACCAGCUACCCUCCAACGCCUCCGUCAUCGUCGGGCGCAUCAACACAGGCUUCGAUUGUACUAAUCGGCAAUACGGCUAUUAUGCUGACCAGGCCAACGGGUGUGCCAUCUUCCACGUCUGUUACCCUUAUGUAGACGCCGAAGGCAACACCGUCACAAGCAUGUACUCCUUUUUCUGCGGCGAGGGAACUAUCUUUGAUCAGUCGACUCUAACAUGCAACUUCCCCGAGAACGCCCUCCCGUGUGACGCCGCUGAGAGCUACUACAAUAUAAACAGCUACUUCGCCAGGGAAAACACACAGUUCAGAGAUGGUUCCGUCGAUAACAUCUUCUAAGUUUACCAAAUGGAAAUUCUCGGACGUUCUGGAUAAUUCUAGAUAAUUCGUCUCAAUUCUGGUAAAAUGUCAGAGACUCUGGAUUACCCUCAUGAGAAUUCGAGGAUAAUUUCGAACUAUACUAGGAGGUUUUGUUGACAUAAUCAGAGGUAAACCAUCAACAGUUUGAGUCUGGAUUACCAUAAAGUUCUUAAACGAUUCAGGAUAAUUUAUAUAUAAUCAUAAAUAAUAACCUGUUGCUGUAUAUAAUCCUACAUGAUCCAUAAUUAGUUCUAUAUAACUUUGAAGGUUAUUAUAUCAAGGUUAAUGAUUCUCAGUUAAUGUAGAGUAAGUUAUGGAUAAUUUUCUUACCGUUUUAGAUGAUCGUAAAUAAGGAUUAAAUUGUAGGAUGUGAUUCCUGGGUUAACCACAUUGUAAAUUAAAUUGAUGUUGAAGGAAUUGAUAAGAGAUAAGGAAAGAUUGAUUAUAAUUAUCAAUAUUUGUGGAUAUAUAUUGAAUCAAGUUAAGAUUAGCCACCGUAGUGUAUUUCACCUGAUGAUUAAACACCUAACCUAACCUAACCUAACCCAACCUAACCUAACCCAACCUAACCUAAC